Messenger RNA from Toxoplasma gondii ME49, 7268 nucleotides. RefSeq names its product DEAD/DEAH box helicase domain-containing protein. Lineage: Eukaryota; Apicomplexa; Conoidasida; Eucoccidiorida; Sarcocystidae. Gene Ontology annotation, molecular function: RNA helicase activity; ATP binding; nucleic acid binding. The transcript has 16 exons. Gene Ontology annotation, biological process: RNA catabolic process. The coding region runs from base 1068 to 7043 and encodes 1991 amino acids. The record is from RefSeq and is a predicted model, not a curated record.
GGCGGUGCAUGCGCUAGCCGGCCAGGACCUUCCUUUUUACUUUAUUUCUUCCGGUUUGCGUGCCGUUCCUUCGAAGGUUAUGAGCCUCUGAGUCUGUCAGCUUUCGCAGCUUCCUCUUGGCGUCAUGAGACUGCAAGACUUCCGCGCCGACACACCGACAAACGCGACUUUCCUGUUCAGCUUGCAUGCAGACCGCACCGGGUUCCUCUGGGCGCUCGAGAAAAUCUGGAGAAGAUCUGUUUUACUUCCUCCCUUAUUUUCUUUGAGACGAACACAUUCGUGGCAGUAACGCCGGCGGAGUUCUUCCGCCUUUGUCUAGUGCGAAGUACAAGCACAGCGGCCGGCAAGUCUCUGUCGGUGGUCUGUGUUUUCUACCGCCAGGCUUUGCCUCUCUGUCUCGCGGGUGGAAAACUCAAGCAAAGACGAAACAUUUGGCCAGACUUUAAGUCUCCGAACCCAGUUUUUGUUUUCGUCGCCGCAGCUCCCAUUGAAAAUGCCGACAAGUCGCGAACCUGCAGUCAAGCCUCUGCCCUGCAGCUAGAGCCACGGAUCUUCUGAGAAGAGAAGAGAAAAAUCUCACACGGUGGAUCUCUUGUCGAGUCGUUUUUCGAAUAUCUGGUUCCGGUGGUAUGUGCAGAAGAUGCGAGAUGCUGUCAGUGCCGGCUUUGCAAAGAGGAUGUGCACUCGCUUUUGUCUCCAUCUGAGUGGGUCUUCUCUGCAUGCUCUCUUCUCGUACGUCCAACGUCUUUUGAAGCAGCGAAGCUACGCGGCUGGACCGUCUCUGCUCUCUGCUUGUCGGCGCUCACGUCUCCUCUCUUCUCGUCUACAUUUCUUCCCCUUCGUUCCUCUUGUCUCUCCACUCUUUCCCCAGUUCGAGCCUUCUCUCGCCUCUGCUGCACCGCAGAAGCGGUCUUCGACUUUGAAACGAUGCAGGCCAUCCCGAAGAGCUCAUUUCUGCUUCGACUUUGUUUUCGCUUGUCCUACACGUUCUGUUGGCCAUGAGCGUCGUCCGCCGUUCGCGGUAGUGAUUUCCUUUCGCUUCGCGCCGCGGAGUUUCUUCCACCAACAUGGAGGAAGUCGAAGGAAAAGCCGCAAUGAGGGCCGCAAGACGUGAGAGAGAACCGAAGAGAGAAAAUCGGUUUUCUCGCGACGCCUCGAGACUCGACUGCCGACGCAUGCAUCAGAGGUCGCCAACUGUCUCUGUAGAACGGUCUGACUCGCCUUCUUCAAAUUCUGUCGUCUCCAUCCCUUCCCGGUCUCCCUCUCUUUCUUCUCUUUCUUCUCUUUCUUCUUCUCCGUCUUCGCCUUCUUCUCUGUCUCGCUCCUGUCUUUCGGCGGCUCGGUCUUCUCCGUCUCGUUCGUCCUGUACAGCGUCGCUCUCGCCCUCUGCUUCCGAUUCUUCUCCGUCGUCGCCUGCGUCUGUCUACUCUCUCUCACCCUCCCAUCGGUCGCCUUCUCUCCACAGUGUCUGCUCCUCUUCACCGCCUUCUCCGAUCGCUUCCCCCUCUCUCCAACCUCUUGGGCUCUCCACUGGUGCAUGUGCGAGGAGAGGGAAGAAGGCGCCGCGCGUCUUGCUCGCUGCAGGGUCUUCUCCAGCCGCGUCUCGCCUGUUGCGGCUCCGGUCUCCCCAUCGCGAAGAAACUCCUGCUGGCUCUUCGCUCCUUUCUGUCCUCCUCGAAAAAUAUCCUGACUCUGGUAACUCCACCCACGCAUGCACCCGCCUCGCCUCCGCUGGGCAGCCAGACGCCUCUGCGGCCAGAGAUUUCCUUCGGUUGAAAGCCACUCUGGAGAAGCGCCAGAGCGGAAGGUUUUGUCCACCGUCGCUCUCGCCUCUGGCCUCGGAAGACGAUGUAGGACAUCUCUUGGCUUUCUCCCCACACCAGCUGGACGCCUUUCAAAUUGUCGGUGCAUGCGCAGCCCUACGAGGAGAGUCGGCCUUCGUCUCCGCUCACACAUCUGCAGGGAAGAGCCUCGUGGCGAAUCUUGCCGCCUUCCUGACGCUCCGCCGGGCUUCUUCUUCUUCUUCUUCUUCGUCUUCUUCUUCUUCGUCUUCUUCGUCUUCUUCUUCGUCGUCGUCUCUCGCUGCCUCUGCGUCGCCUGCACCGUGUGUACUGUAUCUGUCUCCGGUCAAGGCGCUGAGCAAUCAGAAAUACCGAGAGCUGACGGAGACGUUUCGCGAGGUCGCGACAGUUGGCCUCUUGACGGGCGACGAGAUAAAGAACAUGCGCGCCAAGCCACACAUCGUGAUCGCCACGACGGAAAUCAUUCGCAACCGUCUCCUGAAACAGUCUGGUGGGGACUUUGAUUUUUUUCGUUGCCUGAAACUCGUGAUCAUCGACGAAUUUCACUUCUUCGCGGACGCGAGACGCGGCACUGUUUGGGAGGAACUUCUGCUCCUCCUUCGACAGGCCCAAGGAAACAUUUCAGGUGUCUCUUCUCUUCAAUUUGUUUUCCUCUCUGCUUCUCUCGAACAACCCACGAGCUUCGCUUCAUGGUUCUCGCUGACGUUUCGGCAGCCACUCCACCUCAUCGGGACGAAACGGCGCGUGGUGCCGCUCGAUUUUUUCGCGCUUUUCGAUUCUUCGGGGGAGGCGCCUCCUACGCUGUGGCCGCUGUCCGUACACUCGAACUCGGAAACAAGGCGAGCACCGGCGUGCGUAGGUUCCGAAGAAGACGCAGUGACAAACAGAGACGGAGGAAAAACGAAUGAAAGUCUCUGUCGGACAGAGGAAGGCGAAGAGAGGACCAGGCUCGGGGCGUUUGAUUGGUAUGCUUAUUCGCGAGGCGCAGAGGAAGCUGCUCGAGGAAGGACAUCGCGGGAGAAACUCAGAGACGAAGUAGCGCCUUUCCCGCAGACUUCUUACCACACUGUCGUCCAGGCUGUUCGCGCAUGCAUAGACAGGAGUCUCCUCCCCGCCCUCGUGUUCUGCUUUUCUCGGAGACAGUGUCUGGCGAUUGCAGAGCGUCUCCUGCCUCUCAUUGGCAUCCUCACGCCGCUGAUAGCGCGGCACCAGUUGGGGUGUAUGUACACCGCAGCUGAGGCGGGAGUGUCCGGCUGGCCGCGCAGAGGGUCGCUCCUUGGGACGUUUCGCGAAGAAGAAGAUGCAGAGUCUUUUAUUCCGCCGGAAGGCGAAGAGGAGUUGAGGAGAAGAGAAAACGCAGACGCGCAGCGCCAGCUGGAGACUCUGAAGCCUUUGUUCCUGCGAGGCAUCGGCGUCCACCACGCGGGGCUCUUGCCGCCGGUCAAGGAGUUGGUCGAGAAAGCGUUUGAACGCGGACUUCUUCGGGUGACAGUGUGCACCGAGACCUUCUCCGUGGGGGUGAAUCUUCCUGCCAAAGCUGUCAUUUUCUCCUCGCUGUUCAAACCUGUCGACUCGACUGCAGCCGAAGGAAGCAGAAGAUUGGGGAUCGCGCGGCCGGCCUCUUCUUCUUGUCUCGCGAGUGAAGAGUCUCUCCUGCUGGAGGAUGCGUGGUUCUGCGCUUCGCCGAAGGAGACGGAGGGUGAAGAGGCGCCCUGGAUGCGAAGGGACUGGGGAGCAGGAGACCGACGGAGCCUGUGGGGAGGAGACGGGGAGACAGGAGACAGAGGAGACAUCGCAUGGCGGCUGCUCUCGCGGGCAGAGUUUGAGCAGAUGGCUGGCAGGGCCGGCCGCCGAGGCGUUGACCAGAAAGGAACCGUGAUUCUUCUUCUCCCUUCCCCAGCGCCUCCUCCGGCGUCCAUCGAAACUCUCUUCUUUUCGCCCACUGCUUCUCUCUCGUCUUGCGGCCUCCCGACGGAGUCUCUCCAUAGCCAGCUGAACAUCUCCUUCCAAACUCUCCUCCUUCUCCUCAGCCGCAACAAUCCUGAAAGGACCACAGACGAAGAAGAAGAGAAAACAGAAGAGAGAGAAGAAAAGGAAGAGCACGAGAGAAAACAAGGGAUAGAGGAAGAGACAGGCGAGCAAAAUAGAGAAGAAGAGGAAGCAGACGGUGAACAGAGGAAUGCCGAGGAAAGGGUAUCGAGAGUGAGACAUGAGGAAGCGAAUGAAGAGUUUGCCAGGAGACGGAGGAACUUCAAGAAAGCGAGACCUUUUUCUUGCGGCAGAGUCGUUAACGAUUUGCUUCUCAGCUCUUUUCGUUUCUUCUCCAUUUCCAUGAACUUACCUUUCGUUCAGCGCGAAACUGAACUCCAGAAACGCUGGCUGCGAGCCCUUCCCUCCGCCUUUUCACUGCGCCCGGGGAGAGCAAAAGGAGACAGGGAAAGCGCAGGAAGAAGAGCGAGAAGAGGAGACAGAAGAGACACAGAGGGAGAAGAGACAGAUCGCGGGAGCGAUGCAUACAGCGGUGACGAAGGCGGAGAGAAUGUGGAGAGAAACAAAGAGAGGAGAACGGGAGACACAGAGAGCCCAAACAUUUCUGCCUCUUCCAGUUCCUUAGCGCGGUGGAAAAAGCAGGCAGCGCGCUGCAUGCGUCUCGUAGAAAAAUACAGGCACUAUCGGUGGAAGCUGCACCGGAGUCUGCAGGCUGCUUUCUCAGACUCCUACCUCGCGUACCUGCACCCGGGGGCGGUUGUGCUUCUCGUUGAGACUGUGGAUGCCCGCCCAUUCGAAAGGAGAAGACGAUUUCGUGGAGAGAGAGAAGACAAGGCAUCACCUCUCCAGUUUCCGACUUCUCAGUGGGCUUCUGCGAGCGAGGAGGACGCCCACGGUGGAGCCUCUCUCGCGCUCCUGCGCGACGCUCCUGCACGAAUCGCUCUCCUUUCUCAAGGCUCGGUUUCUGGAAGUUCUCUUUCCGAAGGUUCUCCUCAAGGUGUGCCGUUGUCUUCUCCACUUUCCUUCGGCGGGCAGAAAGAACGGAGAGGAGCAGCCGCUUACCUCUCUUGCUUCACGGAAAAAGCAGAAGCGAGGCGACGCUGCUGGGGAUGGGGGCUGAUUCUCGGCGUUACGCCUUUGAAGAAGUCCUCGGCAGGAUCUGAUCGCCACCCUCAAGGGAAAAAACAGAGGACGCAAGUUUUCCUCGACUGCCUCGUUGCAUGCGUCUUCACACGCCGUCUGGGCUCGACGAAAUUCCCCCUCACUCCCCAGCCGUUCCGUCCGCGCGCCGCCUCUGCUUGCAAAGAAGGCGGGGGAGACGAAGAAGGAGACCGACAAGAGAGGUGGAUUCGGCGCCUUGUGCCUGAGCUUGUGCCGGGAGAAACGAAGCAGAUGGCAGAAGAAGAGGUCGAAAGGUGCACUGAGUGGGUUGUCGCAGCAGCCGAAGAGGCAACGAAGCUUUGGGCUGAGCGCCUGGGGAGGCGCGAUCUCGAGAGGAAGAAGCGAAGAAGAGAGAAGAAGAGAGAGGAAGAGCGAGAAGAGAAACGCGCGGACGAAGCAGUCGAGCUCGCAGUGUUCCCGUUCUCCACCGAGUGCGUUCAGGCGAUUUCGCAGGUUCAUGUGAACCUCCGCAGUCACCCUACUCUCGAUCUCCGCAAAGAAGAAGACCGAGUCGCUCUCUUUGUCUCCAUGGCAGAAGCCUUGCGAACCGCUUGCUCUUCUUCUUCUUCCUCUUCUGCUUCUGCCUGGUCUUCUUCCCCGUUUACGUCGUCGGCCUCUCAAGGGACGGCGGCGGAAGCUGGGGAGGAGAGAGCCGAUUCCAGAGGGAGAGAGGAGAACGGUCGAGGGAGAACGCAAGAGAGAAGAAAGAGGGAGGAGUGCGGGUGUGGGGUCCUUGGCCUCCACGAGGGAGAGACAGGAGUCCCGUUCAUUCCCUUGCUGGAAACGGCGCGAACCGAUGCAUGCGUCCAUCUGCUUCACCGCAAAUUGCGGAGUGCGAAGGAGAAACUGGAGCAGGCGACGCGGGCGGCAUUCAGAAAGCAGGAGAAGCAUCCGAGCCAACAGGAGAAAUUCUGCGAAUUCGUUUUUCUCUCGUCGCGAGUCCUUCCGCGUCUGGAGCGUCUCAGGGCGCUUGCGCCAACGGCGGACUUCGAGCGGGUGCGUAGUAUGGAGGCUGCGCUGCUGUCUCUGAACUUCCUUCGCGUUCAAGAGAACUUUUCGCGGCGGACUCUGUUCCGGACGAAAGGAUCCGCUUCGCCUUUCUUGCAUACCACACGCAAAGGGCUGCUUGCCGGGUACUUGUUCUUUUUCGAGGAGCGCUCGCUGGUGACGGCAGAGAUUCUCGACUGCAUGCACCGGCGUCUCUCUUCUCGGCUGCUCGCGGACGGACGGGAGCUUUCUUCUCUCUCUCGUUCCAGGGGAGACGCUUUCGGUCCUGGGCGUCCUUGUUCUUCGAGAAAAGGCGGCGACGCCAGGCUCGGGGAGGAAGGAGAAGAAGAGGGAGAGAAAGAGAGAAGAAGCGAACGGAGGUCGGCGGAGACAGAGCCAGAGCGGACAACAGAGGGCUUGGCUGGUGUGUCGCCAGAAGGCACUGGCGGCGGCAGGGCAAGAGGAACUUGGGCGGAGUUUCAGAAACCUGAGCGCGAAGAAGAGAAGGAGGAGGCGAAAGGCACCUCGUUUUUUCUGCCCGACUGCGUCGACGAGGCGCUUCUCCUCACCCUUUUCGCAGGACUCUGUGGGGACGGACGAGAGAGAGUCGCCGUUGUCGACGAGAGCGACUCGUGGAAAGCAGAGAGGAGCGCAUGCGGCGAACUGCGGGGGGCGGAGAAGAAAAACGCGCUAGUCGGCAAACACACGGAGACGCAGGAAGCGAUUCUCGAAGAGGCACACGACAUGGACAUCGCUUCGAAAAUCAUCCAGAAUGCAGCAGUGCCGAUUGUGGCUGCGCUGCGGAGACAACGCGCCGGCAGAUCCGUCGUUGAAAAAGUUGCCUUCGUCGACAGGCAGGCUAUGCGUGACGUGUAUCGAUGGACGAAGCGACAGGCCGUCGGGGAAAAAGAGGGAGGCGCAGAUCUCGCACAUCCGAUCUCGUUCACACUUCGGCGACUCGCCUCCGCUCUGCAAGAAAUCCAAGCGGCGCUUCUGCACGCAUACGGCCGCGAUCCUGCGGCCGAGAUGCUGAGCCAACUCCUUCGGAAUCUUCUUCUUCUGCUUGGCAAACAAGGACCCAAUAACUACAUCCUACCGACCUAAACUCCUUCACGCAUACAUGUUUAUGUAGGCCCUAGAGAUCGUGUGAAAGCUGCUUUGAUUUCCAUGAACGGAGGUACAUAUUCGAUUAUCUUCGCUCCCAUGGUCAGCAGUAACUUAACAGUCAAACGUAUCCAGUGUGAAGUUUAAACGUAAUGCAGCUUAAGCUUCUAUGUUGUUAUGUUAAUCAAAUAAGCUUUAUCGUAUAUAUAUAUAUAUGUAUAUCUA